AUGUCAACAAACAUAUUUUAUUUCAUUUAUAGUUUAUUCUAUGUCUAUUCGAUUGCAAAUGCGAAGGGAUAUGGCUCGACGGACAUUGUGAUCACGAAAGUCGAAAUCUGUAAAGGACCAAAACGAGUCGACUGUGCUGGUGCAUCGUUCAUAAUGAAAAACAAUUUAAGUCUGACUUAUGAGUUAGAUCUCAAAAGGGACAUCACGCUAUCGGGUGGGAAAAUAGAAGGAUCGUGUGAAGGCAAACCCUUUGUUAAAUAUCAGAUGAAGAACCCUUGCGAUAAUCUAUUUAUUAAAUCUUUAUUCAAGACCUUCGUUAAUAUAUCGGACAGUUGUAUGGUUGCGAAGGGCCAAUACAAAUUCCUUGUGGACGUCGAAAACAUAUCUCAAAAGUACUACAACGGGGUUUACUUUUUCGGGAAUUGGACGUAUAAGUCAGUCUUUUAUGGGAACAGUUGUAACGUUAUAUGCAACGUUAUCGAAUUGAUUAUCACACCGAAAAAGAAAUAUUAA
Messenger RNA from Bombyx mandarina (wild silkworm), 513 nucleotides. RefSeq lists its product as uncharacterized. NCBI's taxonomy places the organism in Eukaryota, Metazoa, Arthropoda, Insecta, Lepidoptera, Bombycidae. The record is from RefSeq and is a predicted model, not a curated record.